Molecule: messenger RNA, 671 nt
Organism: Amphimedon queenslandica
Lineage: Eukaryota; Metazoa; Porifera; Demospongiae; Haplosclerida; Niphatidae
Exons: 4
Coding region: 71-580 (169 amino acids)
Biological process (GO): cell communication
Cellular component (GO): membrane
Source: RefSeq, a predicted model, not a curated record
AAGUGCUUUAUAGUGCUGAGUGUAUAGGAUUUACAAGGAGAUUUUUCAGCUGCAGUUUCUUUCUCUCAUAAUGACAGCAUUCCUGUAUUUGUGUAUAGUCUUGCAGCUCCUUCACCUCACUGUUGCUCAAGUACCCAUUGUCAGUUUUGAGUCCACAGCAGUGAGUAUCCCUGAAGGAACUAGUGCUGAUGUUUGUCUUACCAUUGAUGGACUUGUUUUUAUAUCAUCAUUACUUAUCUCACUGGGAGCUACAGACCAAUCAGCAAUUGCUCCAGAUGACUACACUGCACCUAGUUCAGUAACUUAUUUUUCAGGUGAAUCCAAUAUAGUUUGUGUAAAUGUAACUGCGAUACAAGACAAUGUUGAUGAACCUUCUAAAGACUUUACAUAUUCUAUAAAUCCAGUAAUGGGUUAUGUAUUAGGAACACCUUCCAGUAUUAUCAUUACAAUACCUGGCGCUCCUCCACCUCCUCCUUGUCCUUGUAAAGAUCGCAUUGCUACAUUAGCUUGUAAGGAUAUGGAGAAUAAUGGAGAAUAUCUACCAAUGCCUUGUAGAGAGCUUCUUGGAAACAAUCCUUAAUUAUUUAAAAGACACAACUUAACAUACUGUAGUUAGUUAAUGUAUAGGUGUGCAUAGAUUUUGUAGAUCUUUUUGUUAAAAUUAGCAGAAA